This is a messenger RNA of Parus major (Great Tit), 1055 nucleotides long. Its product is annotated as C-Jun-amino-terminal kinase-interacting protein 2-like. The transcript is spliced from 5 exons. The record is from RefSeq and is a predicted model, not a curated record. Gene Ontology annotation, cellular component: cytoplasm. Lineage: Eukaryota; Metazoa; Chordata; Aves; Passeriformes; Paridae. Gene Ontology annotation, molecular function: protein binding. Gene Ontology annotation, biological process: regulation of JNK cascade. The annotation marks the transcript as partial.
CGUCACCGUCGGGGAUCGCCGCCCCGCCAGCCCCCGGCGCUGGGCCCUCGACGGGGACCUGGACUCGGGCGUGCUGGAGGCCGACUCCAUGAUCGACGACGUCCGGUUAGCGCCCGACGCCGACCCCGCCGCGCUGGACGUGUCCACGGCCAAGACCAACCGCGGCUUCGCCAUGACCUUGGAGGAAACCGAGCCGGCCUUGGUGACCCCGCGCCGGGGGAGCCCGGCCGGGGAGGCGCCGGAGCCGCCGGAGCCGCCGGCGCUGGACGAGUCGCUGGCCUACGACUCGGUCAAGUACACGCUGGUGGUGGACGAGCACACGCAGCUGGAGCUGGUCAGCCUGCGGCGCUGCACGUCCGUGCUCAGCGACGACAGCGACAUCCUGAGGGCCUGCGACGACGAGGUGGCCUUCGGGGACGGGCUGGUGGCCCCCGACGGGCGCAGCUCCUCCGAGGACUCGUCCCCCGAGGCCGACCUGCAGUUCUCCAAGAAGUUCCUCAACGUCUUCGUCAACAGCACCUCGCGCUCCUCCAGCACAGAGUCCUUCGGGCUGUUCUCGUGCACGGUGAACGGUGAGGAGCGGGAGCAGACCCACCGGGCUGUCUUCAGGUUCAUCCCGCGCCACGAGGACGAGCUGGAGCUGGACGUGGACGAUCCCAUCCUGGUGGAGCUGGAGGAGGACGAUUACUGGUACCGCGGCUACAACAUGCGGACGGGCGAGCGCGGCAUCUUCCCGGCCUUCUACGCCCACGAGGUGGUGGGACAGGCCCGUGACGUCAUCGGCCUGCGGCGGAACCCGCGCUGGCUCGAGCGCUUCUCGGUGCAGUUCCUGGGCUCCGUGGAGGUCCCGUACCACCAGGGCAACGGCAUCCUGUGCGCCGCCAUGCAGAAGAUCGCCACCACCAGGAAGCUGACGGUGCACCUGCGGCCCCCGGCCAGCUGCGAGCUGGAGGUGACCCUGCAGGGCAUCAAACUCAUCCUGAGCGUCACCGAGUACGGCCCCGAGCGCGAGGUCAGCCGGGAUGGAGAAGGGUUGGGGUCACCGGGGGUGGGAG